Molecule: messenger RNA, 774 nt
Organism: Penicillium odoratum
Lineage: Eukaryota; Fungi; Ascomycota; Eurotiomycetes; Eurotiales; Aspergillaceae
Gene: hmgX
Product: protein hmgX
Exons: 1
Coding region: 1-774 (257 amino acids)
Biological process (GO): cilium assembly
Source: RefSeq, a predicted model, not a curated record
AUGGCAUCAGUCGUAUCCUCUCGCCCAUCAUUAACAUCAAAUGAUGCGGCCGUUCUCCAAGCACUUUUCGACGCUGAAUCCUCGCCCUCAUCCGGAAUUUCCAUCGAUUCUUCGCUUCCUUCAUGGCCAGCAAGUGUGAAAAUCUCACAAGAAGACCUUCUCGCCUUGAAGACUCGCGAAAUCGAAAUCAUUCGAGAGCUACAGCGAAGCACAAAUUCAACCUGCGAUAACGUACAAUCAGCGGUGAACAGACUUGAUGCUCUUCUUACUCAAUACCCUACCUACCCACCCGCUUAUACCAACCGCGCCCAAGCCCUACGCAUGCUGGUAGAUCUCCAGUUCAACAAUACCGACACAAGCACCGAGCAAAGCUCAGAUGAUGCUCUAUUUACACCAGAAGCGGCGAGUAUGGCAUCUCAAAUUUUGGAAGAUUUAAGUCAAGCCAUCACCCUCGCUACACCCGCUUCCCCAGCAGAUCCGGUAUCAUCAGUACAAGCUCGGUUACUAGCGGAUGCGCACACACACAGAGGAUACUUGAUCUUGAAAGCCGCGAGAGUGACGAAGAAUCAGAUUUUACGAGAGGAAGCCGUAGGCCCGGACCGCUUGCGAGGACUCGGGGCAGACCAGCUGGAGGAGAUGGCUAGUCGGGAUUUCUUCUUCGGGGGACGAUAUGGAAAUAAAGUGGCGCAGCAACUUGCUGUGCAAACAAAUCCGUAUGCGAAGAUGUGCGGGGCCAUUGUUAAAGAGGCGAUGAAGAAGGAAUUCGAGGGGUAA